Messenger RNA from Canis lupus familiaris (dog), 4139 nucleotides. It is a transcript of the gene ADAMTSL4, whose product is annotated as ADAMTS like 4. The coding region runs from base 218 to 3430 and encodes 1070 amino acids. The record is from RefSeq and is a predicted model, not a curated record. Lineage: Eukaryota; Metazoa; Chordata; Mammalia; Carnivora; Canidae. Gene Ontology annotation, biological process: extracellular matrix organization. Gene Ontology annotation, cellular component: extracellular matrix. Gene Ontology annotation, molecular function: metalloendopeptidase activity. The transcript has 18 exons.
CGGAGCCGCGGCCGGAGGCCGUGGUGUCCCGAGCGCGGCUCAGGGGCCGGAGUGGCCGUCGCGGAGCAAGGCUGCCUCCAGACAGCGCUCGGGCACAGAAGGGUUAAGGCCGCCGGGGCCGCGCGGAGCAGAGCGUGCCCUCUCAGCGCCCAGAUGCGGGAGUAGUGUGUUUACUCCCGGUCCUCUGUCCCCUGCCCCGGGCAUCCAGGGAGGAGCGAUGGAGAAGUGGGCGGGCAGGCCCCGGUUAUGUCUGAUGCUGCUUCUGUCCCUCCCGGAGCUCUGCCUGGAGCAGGAGAUAUCGUCUGGACGCUCUCUUCAGACACCCUCGGAGGAGGGUCAGGGGCCUGAGGGUGUCUGGGGUCCUUGGGACCCGUGGACCUCUUGCUCCCAGCCCUGUGGAGUCGGGGUGCAGCGCAGGAGCCGAACUUGUCAGCUCCCUACAGCUCAACUGCACCAGGGCCUACCCUUCCCACCCCGGCCCCCAAGACAUCCUGAGGCUCUGCUCCCCAGGGGUCAGAGCCCCAGACCCCAGCCUUCCCGAGAAACCCUCCCCCUGUACAAGCCACAGCCUCGGGGAGCUGGUGGCCCACGCCGAGGCCCUGCUGCCCAAUCAGGGAGAGCUGAGGCCGCCGAGAUUCCAGGCGCUCGGAGGUCCCGGGUUCGAGACCCCAUCAAGCCAGGAAUGUUUGGUUAUGGGAGAGUGCCCUUUGCUUUGCCGCUGCAUCGGAAUGGCCUGCACCCUCGGAGGCUGCCCCGAUCUGAGCUCUCCCAGACCUCAGAUCUUCCAUCCCUGACUCCAAGAACAGAACCAUCCUCUACAAACCACACAACUCAGACUCAGCUCCUUCCUAAGGAACUGUCUACCCGCCCCCCAUCCUCCCUUGCAGAACCCCCAAACCCUGAAACUGCUCAGACAGAGGUGCCCUCCAGAACCAGGCCUGCCCCCACGCGGCCCCACUCCAGAGCCCAGGGCUCUGGCACAGAGCCCCCCUCAUCCAUUUCCUCCCUGGGAGAAAGUAGCUCCUUCCACGUGUCCCCUCAGCCAAGAAUACCAAAUGCCCAGGGUUGGGCCAGUCUCCGGGGGGCCGAGAGACACCCUAAUCCCUUCCUUUCUGUCCCUCGGGGCAGAGGCCACCAGAGCCAGGAGCACUGGAGACCCGGGGGGAAUCUUCACAGGCCCGUCAUGGAGUCUGCUCCCCAUUACCCAGAUGGCUGGUUGCCUCUGCUGAGUGAUGGUCCCCACUCCAGUUCCCUCUGGAGUCUUUUUGCUCCCAGUAGCCCUGUCCCAAGAUGUUCUGGGGAGAGUGAGCAGCUGAGAGCCUGCAGCCAAGCGCCCUGUCCCCCUGAGCAGCCAGACCCCCGGGCCCUGCAGUGUGCAGCCUUUGACUCCCAGGAGUUCAUGGGCCAGCUGUACCAGUGGGAGCCCUUCACAGAAGUUCAGGGCUCCCAACGCUGUGAACUGAACUGCCGUCCACGUGGCUUCCGCUUCUAUGUCCGUCACACGGAGAAGGUCCAAGAUGGGACCCUGUGUCAGCCUGGAGCCCUAGACAUCUGUGUGGCUGGACGUUGUCUGAGCCCUGGUUGUGAUGGGAUCCUCGGCUCCGGCAGGCGUCCAGAUGGCUGUGGGGUCUGUGGAGGUGAUGAUUCCACCUGCCGCCUAAUCUCAGGGAACCUCACUGACCGGGGGGGCCCUCUGGGCUAUCAGAAGAUCCUGUUGAUUCCUGCCGGCGCCUCCCAGCUCCGGAUUGCCCAGCUCCAGCCCAGCUCCAACUACCUUGCCCUUCGAGGCCCUGGGGGCCAGUCCAUCAUCAACGGAAACUGGGCUGUGGAUCCCCCUGGGUCCUACACGGCCAGUGGGACUGUCUUCCUGUACAACCGUCCUUCUCGAGAGGAGGGCAAGGGGGAGAGUCUGUCAGCCCAAGGCCCCACGACCCAGCCUGUGGAUGUCUACGUGAUCUUUCAGGAGGAAAACCCAGGCAUUUUUUACCAGUACAUCGUCUCUUUGCCUCCUGCAAACCCUGAGAGCACCACCCCAGAGCCCCCCAGCCCCCAGCUGCAGCCAGAGAUCCUGAGGGUGGAGCCCCCACCCAUGUCAGUGCCCCGGCCGGCCCGGACCCCAGGCACCCUCCAGCGCCAGGUGCGGAUCCCCCAGGUGCGCCCUCCUCCGCUGCCCAGGACACCCCUGGGGUCUCAGACUGGGUACUGGAAGCGAAUGGGACACUCAGAGUGCUCGGCCUCUUGUGGAAAAGGUGUUUGGCGCCCCAUUUUCCUCUGCAUUUCUCGUGAGUCAGGGGAGGAACUGGACGAACACAGCUGUGCCAUGGGUGCCAGGCCCCCGACCCCCCUGGAGCCCUGCCAUGGUCCCCCAUGCCCGCCCUACUGGGAGGCUGGUGAGUGGACGUCCUGUAGCCGCUCCUGUGGCCCCGGCACCCAGCAUCGCCAGCUGCGCUGCCGGCAAGAAUUUGGUGGGGGUGGCUCCUCUGUGCCUCUAGAGCGCUGUGCACAUCUCCCUCGGCCCAAUGUCACCCAGACCUGUCAACUGCGCCUCUGUGGCCACUGGGAAGUUCGCUCCCCCUGGAGCCAGUGCUCAGUGCGGUGCGGGCGGGGCCAGAGGAGCCGGCAAGUUCGCUGCGUGGGAAACAACGGCCAUGAAGUGAGCGAGACGGAGUGUGCGUCAGGCCCUCCGCGGCCCCCCAGCAGAGAGGCCUGUGACAUGGGGCCCUGUACCACAGCUUGGUUCCACAGCGACUGGAGCUCCAAGUGCUCAGCCAAUUGUGGGACUGGAAUCCAGCGACGGUCUGUGGUCUGCCUUGGGAGUGGGGAGACCCAGGGGCUGGGCCAGGAGGAAGCAGGGGCAGGGCCCAGCAAGCAGAGCUGUGCACCGGGAAGCCGUCCCCCAGACAUGCGUGCCUGUAGCUUGGGACCCUGUGAGAUGACGUGGUGCUGGUACACGGGGCCCUGGGCCGAGUGCUCCUCAGAAUGCGGUUCUGGCACGCAGCGUAGAGACAUCAUUUGUGUGUCCAAACUGGGAACUGAGUUCAACGUGACUUCCCCCAGCAACUGUUCCCACCUGCCCAGGCCCCCUGCCCUGCAGCCCUGUCAGGGGCAGGACUGCCAGGACCGAUGGUUUUCUACUCCUUGGAGUCCGUGUUCUCGCUCCUGCCAGGGCGGUAUUCAGACCAGGGAGGUCCAGUGCCUGACCGCCAACCAGACUGUCAGCAUCCGAUGCCCUCCUCACCUUCGGCCCUCCAGGAAACGACCUUGUAACAGCCAACCGUGCAACCAGCGCCCCGAUGAUCAAUGCAAGGACAGCUCUCCACAUUGCCCCCUGGUGGUACAGGCCCGUCUCUGCGUCUAUCCCUACUACACAGCCACCUGUUGCCGCUCUUGCGCCCAGGUCCCGGAGCGUUCUCCCUCAGAGCCUGCCUGAGAUGGGUCCGAGAGACCCUCUCCUCAUGGUUUCCUCAUGCUACCCUCAGUCACCUGCCCAUCAACCCAUGCCAUACCCUCUGGCUCUCAUCAGGGAUGUCCCCGAGUGUGGCUGAAGGUGGUAAGAUGACUAUCAGGAUGUGUGGCUGGGUCUGUGUGUGGUGUGAUGGUUAUGUGUGCACAUAUGCCUCAAAUGUGUAUCGAGGGCCUGCAUGGAUCCAUGUGCUCAUACACAUAUAUUACUUCUCAAAGAAAGAAGUUAAACAUUAAGACUGAAGAGGAGUGGGGAGGAGACAAUGCCUGUUUCCCUGAGACUUUUCUAGGCUAAGAGGAAAGCAAGUUUGCAGCUUCUUAGUAAUCCAAACUGCCCAGCAACUGGCCUCCCCAUCAACCUCAACUCUGUGCCCUAAACUUAUGUUCAGACCUCACAUCUUCUAAACUGUCCAUCUGACCCUCUGGCCCCUUCUCCCCGUUCUUAGGCUAUCCCUACCUCUCACAAUCAGCUUGGGAUGGGGGUCAGCCAUUGCCAAUCCUGCCUUACCCCAGGAAGAGACCACCUACCCAGAGCAGGGAACAGCUGGGCAGAGGAUGGGGAAAAAAAAGGAAAAUUAGAACAAGAUACCCUAGCCCCUGUUCCAGCUCCCCACUUCCUAAAAUGGUUCCCACCUCAGAACUAAUUUAUUUUUUAUUAAAGAUUAUGACAAAUGAGA